This is a messenger RNA of Uloborus diversus, 873 nucleotides long. RefSeq lists its product as uncharacterized. The record is from RefSeq and is a predicted model, not a curated record. The transcript has 7 exons. The coding region runs from base 110 to 580 and encodes 156 amino acids. Lineage: Eukaryota; Metazoa; Arthropoda; Arachnida; Araneae; Uloboridae.
CUCAGCUAUUUCAAGAUGGGCUCUAGAACAGAUUUUUAACUUUUUGAGUCACAAGAAUCAAUCAACAUCUUCCUACGCCGUCACACAAUAAAAUCGUUACAAGCUGACAAUGAAAAGUGUUGUGCUUGUUGCAGUCGUUUUCCUGCUCCACGUCUUAAAAGCAGACGGAAAAAGUAUUUUCGAGAUGGAUCCAGUCUUAAGCGAAUUGCCAUUAUUUAAAUGUAUCAAAAGACAAGUCUGCGAUUGUGGUGAAGAAAAUACUUUCAAGAUAUGUUCAGACAUGAUAGGAGAUGCGGGACUUAGUUUUCUCAGAAACAAUACGGAGAUCUGUCUUGGACUUGAAGACAGAACUGCAAAGGGCGAGAGUUGGAUUUGUGAUGAUGCAUCAUCAUACGAGCAAAAAUGUGGCGAGGAAAUAUUGAACAACUUUUUCAGUCCAGACUUCGUAAAAGGUCAACUACACGUUGCUCAGUUAGAAGUAACAUUAGCUGAAAGAAUACGCGAAAUUCACACCUUCCACUUUUUCACUUGUGUUACAGAAGUUCUCGCAAGGUGCUUAGUUUAUCCCGAUGAAUGCUGAAAAUGUAAGGUUCAUCGCAUCUAAUUAUGGACUGAAACAUUUAGUAGAAUCUAUAAAAAGAAGCCCAUUUUAAUCGCAAUGAAGUUUUUAAAGUACAUAAACACAGGUCAUCAUGCUCCAGGACGAAUACCGACUUACACUAAGUUACUGAACAGGAUUAUGUAUAGCAUUUCCUGCUGAGAAGAAAUAACUAAUAAAACAAGACCAGAGAGAGUAGCUCGGACCAACAAUUGAAUUCUGUUAAGUAAAGUAUAAAGGAAAAAGAAAUCUUGAAAAUAAAUUUAUUAAAUUAA